AUGAAGUGUCUGAGAUUUUUGUGGUUGACUGUCACGAUACUGGUGAUAUGGAGUCCGUCGGCACGCUGUCGCAAUGUCACCACGGAAGACAUCCGAGACGCGAUGCUUUCUCUUAUCCACAUGUUCCGAGUAUCAGAAGACAAGCUGGAGCGGCACGAGUUCCGCGAAAGGAAUUUUGGGGAGCAACUAAAAAAGAUGGUCGCUGGGUUGGAGAAGAGGCAUCGGGCGCUCGAACCGAUGAAGGGCACCGUAUCGAGACUCGAUGAGAGGCUGUCUAAUGUGGAGACGAUACUAUUACAGAAAGAGGAAAGAGAGAAAGGGCAGCGAAAAAAGACUGAGGAAACGCUUGAUGAAAUAAAGAAGUCUAUUCAAACACUCACAGCCACAGUAACUAAAAAUAUCAAAGCUAUCAGCACAGCGUCAGACACGGAGAACAAUUUAACCACGAAUGAGGAGUCCGUAAAUAAAAGACUUGAUACCACAGAUCAAAAAUUAGACCUAAUACAGAAAGAGAUUGAAGUAUUGAAGAAAAGUUUGAGCAAGGAAUCUUUGCACGCCAUGUGCAUGGGCAUUGCGACCGAGGUGAAUCCUUUCGAACGUCACAUUACUGAAGCGGAGAAACUGUUGAAUAAAUACGAGCUGAAACUGAACGAAUACAACGAAACCGUGAACAAGGUGCCCACAGACUUCGUUCCGCUCAGCGAAGUUGCUCUCGCUGAUGAAGCCUGGCAUAACAAGAUGACUACCGUCAUGGAACGACAAGAAGCGGAUAUAAAGAAAAUUCAACAGUUGCUCUCCGAUGCUGAAAGUACUUGGAAGGAGCUUCCCCGGCGAUCGGAGUCACAGCUUGGUUUGAAUCUUACAUUGGAGGGAAUUCAAAGUAUCAAACAUUAUCUUACAGAAACAGAGGAAAAUUCUACAUCCAAGAUAACAAACAAACUUCGUGAAAUGAGCGAUCGCCUGGCGGCCACCAACGUAGACAUUCAGAACAGCCUGACACAGAGCAACACAAUGAGUGAGCGCGCAUACAACGAUAUUUUGAGCAGCUACGGUACAUUGCUUACAGAGGUCCAAGCUCUCUCAAAGAAUGAACAUGUGAUGUUACAAACAGCCGACAACGUGAUCGCAAACAAAAAGCGCAUCGACCACGGUAUACAUCUGAUACUGUUGGAGAUGAAGGAUCUGGUCCACAGCCAGACUCUGCAUUUGAAUAAAACGCUCAUCGACAGGAUCAAUGAGACGGAGUCGUCGAUAGUGAGCAGCCAAAUGGGCGCGAUGGUGGCGUUGACUGGCAAGAUUGAGUCUGAGAUGACACAAGUUUGGCGCCAGAUCGGUAUUAUGUACCAGCAACUAACUGCCAGCAAAGCGUCGCUCGACAAACUUACGGGACAAACUGAGCAAUACGUUAAUAGCAGCGCAGCUACUCUGGAAAGCAUGAAUGAUAAAGUGGGUUUGAUUACGACACGCAUGACUGAAGUGGAUGAUAAUUUAAAUUAUCUACUAGGAAGGUUGUCUCUUGUGACACAGGAGUUCAGCCAAAUUAAGACCGGUCUUGGCGACGCAUUGGACAAAGCAAAAUCUAAUCUGAAAACUGUACAAUCAAAACUUGACAAUGGCGGCGCAGGUCCCCACAACAUCGACAAAGGCGAGAAAUCACCACAGUGA
This is a messenger RNA of Parnassius apollo (apollo), 1665 nucleotides long. Lineage: Eukaryota; Metazoa; Arthropoda; Insecta; Lepidoptera; Papilionidae. The record is from the annotation of a GenBank genome assembly.